GAGGAGACGCCCCUCCCUGGAGAAGACUCGGGGGGGGGGCGGUGUAUGUGAAGCUUGCACAGCUGGACAACUCUCUGCUCGGGCCUCCCCCCUCUCCCACCCUCAUUUCGACAGGGCUGCUCUUGUUCGUAGCUCUAUGGGCAGACGCAUUCGGAAAGGAACCCGAAGCACUUCGGGAAUGUCCAAGCCGAAGGGGAGGGGGAGGGGGGAGGAGCCCCUCCCUCCGAGGGGGCGCGUCCUUGGAGAGCCCCCAGGAAAGGAAAUCGGAAGAGAAUAGCGGACGAGGGAAGCGGAGGGCCAGAAAGGAGGACAAAGAGAAAUCAAAUAGGGUCCGUCCCCACCCCCACCCCCGUCGAAAGAAGACAAUGGAGAAGGCAGUCAAAAUUAUGGUGGGCCAUGUCCAAUAGGAAUAAUGAAGAAAUCAUUUAAAUACAUGGAGUGUGAAAAGAGAAAGGAGAAACAAUUUGAAAGUAUGGAGUGUGGGAAGAGCUUCAAUGGCAGUGGAACACUAAGAAAACAUCAACAGACUCACACAGGAGAGAAACCAUUUAAAUGCAUGGAGUGUGGAAAGAGCUUCAGUCAGAGUGGAAAACUUACAAUUCAUCAUCGAACUCACACUGGGGAGAAACCAUUUAAAUGCAUAGAGUGUGGAAAGAGCUUCAGUCAGAGUGGAAACCUUAGAAUUCAUCAACUGAGUCACACAGGAGAGAAACCAUUUAAAUGCAUGGAGUGCGGAAAGAGCUUCUGUCAGAGUGGAGACCUUAAAAUUCAUCAACGGACUCACACAGCGGAGAAACCCUUUAAAUGCAUGGAGUGUGGAAAGAGCUUCAGUCAGAAUGGACACCUUAGAAUUCAUCAACGGACUCACACAGGGGAGAAACCAUUUAAAUGCACGGAGUGUGGAAAGAGCUUCAGUCACAGUGGAACAUUAAGAAUUCAUCAACGACGUCACACGGGGGAGAAACCAUUUAAAUGCAUGGAGUGUGGAAAAAGCUUCACUGAGAGUGGAAAACUUAGAAAUCAUCAACGGGAACACACUGGGGAGAAACCAUUUAAAUGCAUGGAGUGUGGAAAGAGCUUCAGUCACAGUGGAACAUUAAGAAUUCAUCAACGAAGUCACACGGGGGAGAAACCAUUUCAAUGCAUGGAGUGUGGAAAGAGCUUCAGUCAGAGUGGAGACCUUAGAAUUCAUCAACGGACUCACACAGGAGAGAAACCAUUUAAAUGCAUGGAGUGUGGAAAGAGCUUCAGUCAGAGUGGAGACCUUAGAAUUCAUCAACGGACUCACACAGGAGAGAAACCAUUUAAAUGCAUGGAGUGUGGAAAGAGCUUCAGUCACAGUGGAACAUUAAGAAUUCAUCAACGAAGUCACACGGGGGAGAAACCAUUUCAAUGCAUGGAGUGUGGAAAGAGCUUCACUGAGAGUGGAAAACUUAGAAUUCAUCAAUGGACUCACACAGGAGAGAAGCCAUUUAAAUGCAUGGAAUGUGGAAAGAGCUUCACUAUUAUUGGAAACCUUAGAAGACAUCAACGGGAACACACUGGGGAGAAACCAUUUAAAUGUAUGGAGUGCGGAAAGAGCUACAGUCACAGUGGGGGCCUUAGAACCCAUCAACGGAGUCACACAGGAGAGAAACCAUUUGAAUGUAUGGAGUGUGGGAAGAGCUACAGUCAUAGUGGGGGCCUUAGAACCCAUCAACGGACUCACACUGGUGAGAAACCAUUUAAAUGCAUGGAGUGUGGAAAGAGCUUCACUGAGAGUGGAAAACUUAGAAUUCAUCAAAGGACUCACAGUGGGGAGAAACCAUUUAAUUGUACCGAGUGUGGAAAGAGCUUCAGUAGGAGUGGAGACCUUAGAAUUCAUCAAGGGAUUCACACGGGGCAUAAACCAUUUAAAUGCAUGAAUUGUGAAAAGAGCUUCAGUGGGAGUGGAGACCUUAGAAGACAUCAACGGACUCACACGGGGGAGAAACCAUUUCAAUGUAUGGAGUGUGGAAAGAGCUUCAGUCAGAGUGGACGUCUUACAAAACAUCAACAAAUUCAUACUGGGGAGAAACCAUCAAAGUCCUAGGGAAGUGGAUAGAGGUUCAGUUGUAGUGGAAGUCUUACAAACCACCUAAAGACUCUGAGGCGUAAGAGCUGUAAGAGUGGAAACUCUACAAGCCAUGAAUUAACUCAAAGAAGGGAAAUGGUUUAAAUAGAAGGAUUGUGGGUUGAACCUAUUUCUCUCUUUUUGUGUGUGUAAUAUAAUCUUUAUUGGUUUCCCAAACUUCAUACUUCCCAUAUAGAUUACAUUACAUUGUACAUUUGUAGCUUCCUUAUAUGAGCUGACUUCCCUUCUUCUUCUGACUUCUUCAUGUCGCUUUUAAAUUAUUUGCAUAGUCUUUGUUCGUCUUGUGCACUAUUGUUUGUUUACAGACUUAUCUAUUAAUUGUAAGUAGAUAACCCUUUCUAUAUAUACAAAUCUUGUCUAUCUUACUAUUUGUGGAUACAUUUAAUUAUUUUGAUUACCUUGUAGUUCAUGCUGUCAUUAUUACUGUUAAUCCAAUAAAAAUAUUUAUAUGCACAUUAUGAGGUUUAAUUCAAUUCUACUGGUUUCUCUAUUUCACACAAAUCUUUUCUAUAUUGAUAUAUAUAUCACAGAUUUUUCCCAUUCUUUUUGAAAUGUUUCAUCGAUCGCCCUGUUGUCGGAUUUUCCCCAUUAAUUUAGCCAGUUCUGUGUACUCCAAUACCUUCUGUUGCCAAUCUUCCACCGUUGGCACUUGUUGUUUCCACAUCUGAGCUAGCAAUAGUCUCGCCGCAGUUGUAGCAUAUGGGAACAGUUUUUGAUUAAUCUUCGCAAUAUCUUCUCCAACCAUUCCUAACAAGAAUGCUUCCGUUUUUUUUCUGGAAUGUGUAUAUAAGAAUAUUCUUUAAUUAAUUGUAUGUAAUCUCCCAGUAAGUUUUCACCUUGUUGCAUAAGCACCACACGUGGAAAAAAUACCUUCUUUCACCCCACAUUUCCAACCAUUUUUGUUUCCUGUUUUAUACAUCCUUAUUAGUUUGGUUGGAGUGAGGUGCCAUCUAUACAUCAUUUUAAAUAGAAUUUCUAUUAACAAUGUACAUGCCAUGAAUUUUAACCCUGUGUUCCAUAAUUUUGACCAUUUUUCAUAUUCAAUAUUAUGACCUACAUCCAUUGCCCAUUUGGUCAUAACAUCCUUAAUUUCUUCAUCUUUUGUAUGGCAUUUGAGUAAAAACUCAUAGAUUUUAGACAAUGUUUUUAUAUUGUUUUGUAAUACUGCCAUUUCUAGUAUUAAUUUUGUGUGUUCGAAACCUCUUGGUUUUUUUAUCUUUUAAAAUGAUAUCAUUCAUUUGAUGGUACACCAUCCAGCUUGUUAGCUUGUCCUUUAAUUCCUCAUAUGGCCUGAUCUUAAUUGUGUUAUUUUCUUCCACCAGCAUGUCUCUGUAAGUUAACCAUUCUCCCUCCAUAUUUCAUUUUUUUACUGAAAAGGGUUCCUGGGGUGACAACCACCAUAGUGUUUUCCUUUUAAACCAAUCCUGGUAUCUCGUACAUACCUCAUACAAAGGUCUUUUUAUAAUAUGGUUUAGAAAGUCUCGAUGUACUCUGGCCUUGUCUUACCAAAGGUAUGCAUGCCACCCAUAUCUGUUUCAAAACCCCUCCAAAUCUAAUAUAUCCGUAUUUCCAAUCUAAACCAUUCUUUCAGCCAUGUUAUACAUGCCGCUUCAUAAUAUAUUUUGAGAUCCGGCAAUGAGAAGCCACCCCUUUCCCUUUUAUCCGUCAGUAGUUUUAAUUUUAUUCUAGGUUUCUUCCCCUGCCACACAAACCUAGAAAUUGUUUUCUGGCAUUCUCCAAACUGGCCGAAUCCAGUAAUAAUUGGGAUGGUUUGGAAUAGGAAGAGCAUCUUGGGUAGGACACUCAUCUUGAUCAUGACUAUUCUCCCCCAGAAGGACAAUUUCAAUCUAUUCCAUAUUUCCAAAUUUGUUUUUACUUCCUUCCAUGUUAAUGUAUAAAGGUAAAGGGACCUCUGACCAUUAGGUCCAGUCGUGACCGACUCUGGGGUUGUGGCGCUCAUCUCGCAUUAUUGGCCAAGGGAGCUGCCAUACAGCUUCCAGGUCAUGUGGCCAGGGUACCUAUUUACCUACUUGCACUUUGACGUGCUUUCGAACUGCUAGAUAGGCAAAAGCUGGGACCGAACAACAGGCGCUCACCCCAUUGCGGGGAUUCAAAACGCCAACCUUCUGAUCAGCAAGCCCUAGGCUCUGCGGUUUAACCCACAGCGCCACCCGCGUCCCUAAUGUUAAUGUAUAAUUAUCCUUAAAUAAAUUUGUAUUUUUCAGGGACAGCCAGACAGCCAGAUACUUUAUUUUCUUUGCCACUGUUAUUCCCAUUUCACUCUUUAACUGAUCUGAUUGUUCUGCCUUCAUAUUUUUCACCAUCAUUUUUGUUUUAUUUUUAUUAGUAACUAGCUGUACCCAGCCUCAUGUUGCUGUAGCUCAUUCUGUUAAAUUGAAAAGAAAGAAAAGAGAUUGUGGAUGUUUGUAAGAUUUUUAAUAUCAUAAUACUUGUUGGUAGACAAUAUUUUUUGUUGUUCUAUUGUCUGUGAAGAUGUAUAGAUUUUCUGGUUUGCCAACUCUGGAGCACCCAACAUCAGCUUGGGAGUUGGCCACCCCUGCUAUAAGGGAUCAUUCCUGCUAAAUCAAGGCAUAUAUACCACCUUCAUGUAUCUGGUGUUACACAGAUCCUGAAGCUUCUCCUUGGUAAAAUGAGUUAAAACAAUUUUAAAAUGUGUAAAGGUUGGCACACUGCAGAGUAGCAGGUGGAAUAAGGAAAUGUGGUCAUAAAUUGAUCUAAUCUAAAUAUUGGACUACGCAAUAGUGUGAUCUAUUAGAAAGCAUAAAAUGCACGAGAAUCCUCCAUUGGGGUGUGAGCAAUAAGACACUACUAUACAUUAAACAUAAAAGCAAUUACACACAAAAAUUGGGUCUCCCCCCCCCCUUUGUGGAAAUCACAUACUGUCAAUGUGUCUGCAUAAUAUCACAAAACAUAAUAAUAAUUAUAUCAGUUGCAUAUCUUGAGGCAAUUGUGAUCUUGAGACAAUUCUUGCUGCUUUUACAUAUCUUUUCGAUCCUAGGGCACAGAGUCCUGAGGUCAAAAGGAGAGAAAAUGUCCUUACAAUUCAACUGUUCAACAACCCCCCCCCCUUUUGUCCCCAAGUCAUUUAUGGGAAACAAUGGCUGUGGCCCUUCUGAUGCUGUUGGGCUGUAGGUUCAUUAUCCAGUCUUCAGAAAUAAUCAUUUGAAGAGAUAGCCUGCAGAAGGACAAGGGUGUUUGGGACUAAAAGACACAGGAGGGAGGGGGGGAACCAAAAAGGGAGAGUAUCCUGUGUAUUUCCAUAAUAUUAUCACAUUUCCAAACAAUUAUUACUGUUCUUAUCUGUUCUUAUCUGCUCAGUUUACUUUACUUUACCUAGUCCCCCCCCCCAAAAAAAAUAUUUUACAGGAAAUUACAGGAAAGACUGAAUUAGACAUUACAUCCACAUGUAAAGAAAGAAAAGGGUAGAAAUACAAUAUUUUAUAUGUGUGUGUGUUUGUGUGUGUGUGUGUGUGUGUGUGUGUAAAAUAUGCAUGGACGAUGACUUUUAUCCAACACCACUUGACCGAUUGCGUUGAAAUUUGAACAUUCCAUUCCAAUAUGUGUUUGCAUAAACUUAGAUUACACAGAUGUCACACCUGUCACAGGUAGCAAUGUGAUUUUGUGUAAAAAUAAUAGCACCCUCCAGUGGGCGUCAAAGGAACAGACGUCAUUUGUGUAGUACCACCCCACACCCCACACACCCCUCCUCCUCCUACCUCGGCACUACCCACCC
Zootoca vivipara (common lizard) is the source of this 5867-nucleotide messenger RNA. The record is from RefSeq and is a predicted model, not a curated record. NCBI's taxonomy places the organism in Eukaryota, Metazoa, Chordata, Lepidosauria, Squamata, Lacertidae.